Molecule: messenger RNA, 396 nt
Organism: Pediculus humanus corporis (human body louse)
Lineage: Eukaryota; Metazoa; Arthropoda; Insecta; Psocodea; Pediculidae
Exons: 3
Coding region: 1-396 (131 amino acids)
Biological process (GO): positive regulation of cyclin-dependent protein serine/threonine kinase activity
Molecular function (GO): protein kinase binding
Source: RefSeq, a predicted model, not a curated record
AUGUAUAAAAGCGAACUUUUAUUUUACCUUCAUUUAUUGGAUACCGAUCCCACAAUACAACGUUUUUUAAACUACGAUAAAUUCUAUUGUCUUGCUGACAAAUAUCUUAUAGCUAUGGUUUUUAUUUAUUUUAAAAGAGCCCAACUUUCAUUGCAAGAUUUUACCCCUUUGAAUUUUUUUGCCGGACUUUGUUUAGCACAAUCUAUGGAAGAAGAUAUUGAUCUAAGCUCUGAAAUAUAUCCUUGGGCAUUGGGAAAAAAUGAUGUAGAAAAUAAAAUAAAUAAUUUAUUAGAAAUAAAAAGUCUUUUAUGGCAGUUAAUGGAUCAUAGAGCAGCAGUUAGUUAUCAUUGUUGUAAACAAGUAAGACAAAUCAUUUUAAUUUUAUCAAUCGAGUGA